AUGCCUUCGCAACGCCGGGUCAAGGUCUUUGCCCUGUUGGCAGCUCUGGCCGUUCUCAGUUUCAUCUAUCUCUCUUCAGCUGCCUCGUCUACGCGAUCGAGCCCUUUCUAUACCAACACGGCAACUGCCCUCAACACAAAGCACCAGGAAGCCCUGGACCUAGAAAACCACCUCAAGAUUCAAGAGGCCCAUGAGGCCGCCGAAAAAGAAAAGGAAGCCGCCAACAUCCGUGAUCCCGAUCUCGCUGCUGUACCUGGCCAGAAGGUUGGAAAGGACCAGAAGCCGUUUGCCGUCGAUGUCGAGGAAGCCGCCGAGAAAGCCCAAAAGGUCGCAGAUACCGUCAAGGAGGGCGUCAAGGAUGCAGUCCACGGAGUUGUCGAUGCCGGCGAGAAGAGCGUUGCCGGCAGGAAGAUGAUCAAGGGAGAGAAGGGCUUGAAGGACGACGGCGUGGCAAAGGUUGGAAACACCGGAGCACAACCUGCGCAAGCCGAACAUCCCGACGAGUCCGAGGAAGAACACAAGGUCGAGAUUGAAUUGAACUCCAUCUUGAAGAAGAGCCCGAGUACGUUCAGGAAAGACAAACCACGUUUACAUUCACUGACAGGUGCCUACNNAGUCGUCAUCUUCUCCAAAAGCUACUGCCCGUACUCGAAGAAGGCAAAGGCCAUUCUGCUUGAGCAGUACAACAUCGUGCCCGCACCUUAUGUCGAGGAGCUCGACCUUCACCCUCUGGGCCCUCAGUUGCAAGCGGCGCUUCUCAAGACAACAGGUAGACGUACAGUUCCUAACGUUCUGAUCAACGGCAAGAGCAUUGGUGGAGGCGACGAUAUCGCAAGUCUGCACGAGGAUGACAAGCUGAUCCAGCAGAUCAAGGANCUUGGGGGCAAGCGCAUCAUGGAGGUGUCAAAGGCCGAAGCCAAGGCAGCCGUCAAGUUCAGAAGCUGA
Messenger RNA from Aureobasidium vineae, 945 nucleotides. The record is from the annotation of a GenBank genome assembly. NCBI's taxonomy places the organism in Eukaryota, Fungi, Ascomycota, Dothideomycetes, Dothideales, Saccotheciaceae.